GUUGGGCGGCGGGGCACGAACAGAAAUCGUAGUUUUUGUUCAGCGGCUCGGUGUCUCUCGGUGGGGUACCGGUUCCCAUUAGCCGGUAGAGCCUGUUUGCAGGUGGGGGGGACUUUUCGGUUUGGCCUGCCUCUUCCUGGUGCUCAUGGAUACUUUAACUUUCCAGACGAGGCAGUGAGCCGGUGUUUGAUCCAGAAUGGUAUUACGGAAACGGCUGAAACGGUGCCUUUGUAGUGGGAGUGUUUACGCUGCCGGUGCCUUGUAGCAGCUGCUGCGGUUAAAGUUAGCUUAUGGUUAGCUAAUGCUAGGCCUUUCUUUUACUUUCAUUUUUUCAGGACAGUUUGCUCUAUUCUCCCUUUUAUCACGCGGGUUUUUUUGCUUUGCUUCCUGCUGUAAAGAAGACUAAAAUGAAGAGGUUGAACAGCUAUCAGAGGUGGGUGAACUCGUACAGAAUAUGUGCUUCAACUUGAGCUAAUAUCACUGAAACAACUUUAUACUUGUCACUUAUAGCGUUAGUUAUGAACCACAUGCUGUUUUGGGUGCGACAUUAAUCCUCAUGACCGUUAACAGUAACACGUUUCCCUCUUUGGGAUCACGAUAUAGUUUAAGUGCAGUACAAACAACGGACUUAUGAAUAUAAAACAUCAACUUUAGAGGCAAACAUGAGUGAUUUCAACAAAUAUGCAACAGAAAACUAAUCUGCAGCAGUUCUUUCAGGGGUUAAAAUAGCUAUGGUGCCCUUUUUUGUGUGGUGAUAAUCUAUUUUGGCACAAUAUUUGAAGAAUUAACAAGCUUUAGCACCACUGAACAUAAUAUUAUAACCCCUUGUGUUAUGAGAUUGUGGGUUUGACAAUAAAAUAAAAGUCCACAGGGAUCUUAAAACAACAGUAAGGUUCAGAUAUCAUCUUAAAUUCAUGUAAACAUUCAAUGUAAAACUUCAACCAUGCCAAAGAUUUCAGAAUAUGACUGAUAUUGAUGUCAGAAGCAAUACUAAACUGCCUUUGUGUAAAUGUCACAACGUAGUUUACACUGAACACUCUCAGGGACGACUUCUCAAACAGGAAAUACGCCAUUUAUCUGCAGAUGUGAGUGUUUGCAAGACAAAAGUAACAUGUAUGUGAGUCAAAGUCCUCACAGCAAGCAUGGAGUGGGCUUAAAUAUGCUGGUAGUUCUUGUGCAUAUAUAUACAAGUUCCCUCUGUGACAUGCUGUUACUCAAUGUUUAUCUUAGUUAACAACUUAACUGCAGUAUUGUUAGGGAUGUAAGGAUAUGAAAAUUUAACAUCACGGUUAUUGUGACCAAAAUUAUCACGGUUUUCAAUAUUAACUUGGUAUUGUUGAAAUUAGGGCCUGACCGAUAUGGAUUUUUUGGGGCCGAUGCUGAUACCGAUUAUUAGGGGGGGGGGAUAUCCGAUCACCAAUUAAUCCGCCGAUUUUUAAAUUGUUUUAUUAAGUUAUAAUAUAUAUAUAUAUAUAUAUAUAUAUACUGUAGAUAUUUACAGAAUACUACCGUAUUUUCCUGACUAUAGAGCGCACCUCAAUAUAAGCCACACAUGGUUAUCUACUGAACUGAAUAUUUAGUUUAACUGAACAUAACUGAACUGAUCAGUUUCCGAACGGUGCCCAAAGCAUAAAAGUGCUUAUCAAACAAAACAGAAAAAUCACCAGGUUUACAAGUUGUAUACUACACAAUGCACAUGCGUCAGACAUUUUACCACGGUUUAUCAUUUUACCGGUAAUCGUAACAUCCCUAAGUAUCAUGUUGGCUUUAUUCGGCUAAUUUGUCUUAUUUUAAUGUUCUCUUACUCCUGUCAGUUGUUUGUGGCUGCUGCUUUUUUUUAAUCCUACCGGAAAUGUUUAACCAUCUUAAAAUAAAUGUCACUUGAGUUUCACUUUCUAAAUGAGCCUGAAUCACCAAAUGCAGUCAGACAUUAACUUAAUGUUAGCACUGUGUCAUGAGGGUCAGGAUUCUGAGCGGCAACAAAAACUACACACUGUAGUGAGAACAGUUACAGAGAGUGUCAAAGUGGAAACUGGUGUGGGUUAAAACAGUUCAAAAGUGAGUCAUGCGCUGUCUCUACGACAAGGACGAUAUUUAUUGAAUCAAGUUAUUCUAAAUGGAGUUAGUGUAAUGUGAUUAGUGCUGUCCACUUUAUUCUAAAGGUUAACCAGGUGUACAGAGGCAAAGGUCGGACUCUGUUUCUGUUGUUUAUUCUUCUUCUGGACGUUGUCAUGUUUGCUUUUUAUCCGCCUGUCUCUCUUUUAUGACAGUUAAGUUCAUUAACAGCUCAUUUUACUUCAACGUAUUUAAAGCUUCUGUAUGGAGCAUUCCUUGUGUGUUCAUUUCAGUGCCUCCUGCAGACAAAGCAGCACCAGAUACGUCUUGCAGAUUUGAUCCUCUUCGUGUAUUAAUGUCUAUUUUUGACAGAUGAAACCUCAUUCUGUUUUCCUUAACACUACUACUCAUUGAAACCCUUGAAAAUGAAAACGCUGCUUUUGCACUUCAGCUGACACCUACGCUACAGCGGCAGCUUCAAGCAUGAAAACUAACUGCAGAGAAAUACACACACUCAUUGCAGAUGGUUUUACUUGCUUCUUACGUUUCAGUCAGUUUCACAUCCCUCACAGUAGGUUUCACCGGGAAGUUUGCGCCGAUUUGAUUGACUUUUUCUUGUAAGACAGCUGCUGAAUCAGACUGAAAGGUUUUAAAUUUUUCAUGUGUAUUUCUCCAUAUGUGUGUUUCAGGUUCAUGAACAGACGGGCCUCUGCUAACUGCCGCUACCAGCCCACCUGUUAUGAGCAUGCUGCAAACUGCUACACUCAUGCGGUAAGAGGUUUAGAUUUAUUAUUAAUGCGGCGGACAUGAUCUCUAGCACCUCAAUUUUUAAUGCUUUUGUGUGUGUAUGUGUGUGUUUUCUCCCUCCCUGCAGCUCCUCAUCGUGCCGGCCUUCGUGGGCAUGGCGCUGCUUCACCGCCUGUCAGACACCGGCUGGGAGAGAAUCACCGCCUUGGUUUACGGACUGGGCCUGUGCGCGCUCUUCCUGGUCUCCACUGUGUUUCAUAUCAUCACCUGGAAGAAGAGCCACCUGAGGUAAAGAGGACAAACCUGCUUUUUUAAACAGUUUCACCUCGUUUUUAAGCAGGUCGGCCCCUUUGCGACGAGAGAAUCUUUAACAGGAAAGGCCGAAUUUGGAGCGGCUGCAACAGUUUCUCACGAGUAAAGAGAGAAAGUGUUUGAGUGUUCGCAAAAGAAAACACAAGUGUAGUUAUGCUUUGCUGUCUUAAAGCACAUAGAGGCUCUUCCUACUCAUCUUCUUUCUGUUGUUUUCAGAUUUUAUGUUGAUUUUUUUCUGCUUUUUUUAGUAGCUGUAGGUUUCAAAAAGCUGCCCACGUAACGCAAUGUGGGUUUGGAGGAGUUUCAGUCUUGUUUCCAUGUGGGCUUUGUGUGAAAAAGCCUGUCGAUGAUAUAAUAUACUGGAACAAUCCACGUCUAAGAGUGCACAAAGAAAUCCAUAUUAAACACAGGAAUCAGAUCAGACUUUUGCUUUGAAAUACUACCCAGAAGUACUUUCAUGUAAUGCUUUGGUACAAAGAAAAUGUAGACCUAAAUCGAUUAUUUUUCUCCACAUUUGGGUUGAGAUCCGCACGCUGCACUGCUCUCACCAGUGGUCUGAACGGCAGCCAGUUUACAAACACGAUCAGGGUUUACUGCACCAAACUGCGACAAAUUAAACCAAACCAGAUCACCUGGUGGAAAAUGAGCGACCACUUGCUCUAGUUUUCUACUUCCUGUUUCUCAUGCAGACAGCUUUCACCAGCAGAGGUACAGAAGUCAGAUGAAUGACUCAUAUAGACUGUUAGAUCUGGAGUCUGCAAAUCAACGAGCAUUUACUCGUAUGCCAGGCAGAUCUUAGAGGAUGGAUUUCCCCGCUUCAGCUACGUGACUCAACCAUGAAAUAGAAAGUAAAAAAAGAAAGAACCUCGAGUUUCAUAAACAGUCAUCAGAACAUGUGGUUUGUUGGCAAGUUGAUCAGGUGUUGGUGGGAUGUUUGCACCCACUAGAAAAUGCGUUAAAUGUUUUGCAUGAUUGUGUUUUGUAAGUUUUCGACCCUGAGUAACCGGACUUGACCCGAGAAAACCUGUCCGUCUUUUUGUUUCAGGUCGAUGGAGCAUUGUUUACACAUGUGCGACAGGGUGGUCAUCUAUUUCUUCAUCGCUGCCUCCUACACACCUUGGUGAGUGUCACGCAGGUGGAAAAGUUUCCUUAGAGCAGCUGCAGGUCUGACUGGAGGUGUAACAUUUCAUCUCUUCUCCUCCUCAGGUUAAAUCUGCGUGAGCUCGGCCCUCUGGCAGCUCACAUGCGCUGGUUUGUUUGGCUCAUGGCUGCUGCUGGGACCAUUUAUGUCUUCAACUACCACGAAAAGUGAGUGCAUUAAAAAGUGUUUGUACUGAAUACUGAAAAUAAGACACUACAAGCAUGCAGAUAACAGUGGAGCUUUGUGAGGUCUAAUCUUCACAUGUUCUACAAGCCAAGAGUAAAUCUCAAUGCAUCAGGACCGCAGGCGGACCAGUUUAGCUGCACAUUUAGGAAUGUGCUAGCAUGUGCAUUUGAAAUGAACAUUUUUUAAAAACAAUAAAAUAUGCAGAUUUUAUACUGCAUAUGUAGGGCUGGGCGAUAAAACGGUAACAAUAUAUAUCUAAAAUUAAUUUCCCUCAAUAUCAAUGUAAAACAGGGUCGAUAUACUUUUUCGAUAGUUGGCAUUAAAAAGGAGAGAAGGGCGUUCUCCAGGAUUUAGCUGGAUUCAGAGCAGCAGGGUGUAUGGUGUGUGCCCCCGUUAAAAGACACGGAUACAGAUGUCCAGUUUAGUGGUGGAUUUAUUUGACUGUGUUUCUGCAGAUAAAGAUACAAACAAAAAUCAGUUCACCUCACACUAUACAUAACAUGAACAUCGAGUAGCAUGAGAUAGCAUUAGCCUUAUUCAAGAUAAACAAUACAUUCACACAAUAUAGCAUCCAACUUGGACAGUGAAACAUCAUUAAACUCACUUCUGGCAUUUACACACAAGAAACUCAGGUUGUGAAGGUGAAUAUUGGGAAAAAACACUCAAGAGGAAAUUUACAAACUAUCUGCUGCACGAGGAGGAAAACUAAAUUUUGGAGCUGCAGCAUCUCAUACACAGGUGUGGUGUGUUCAAUCGUUCAAACCUAUGGUGCUUUCAUGAGCGUAGGACAAAUGAAAACUCAAACUUGUUCCCAUAUCGCCCAGUCCUACACAUAUGUAAACUCUUCCUCUGCCCUUGAAUGUUUCCUUUGAGCUUGAAUUGAACAUUUUUAAAGAUUGAUCGAAGCCCAUUUGAACCUGGCCUUCGCUUGAUAAGAAGAAUGUAAGUUUAGAAAAAGCUUGAUUUACUUUAAAAAGUUGAAAAUGAACGCUCAUGUCAGGAUGAAAUCAAGUCCCAACAACUCAGCCUUUAAAUGAAAUCCAAAAUAUUCUGUUUUUCCUUUUUUAAAAUCUGUUUCUUUUCCGUUGUUCCUCCAAGUUUGUCACAUGAAGUUUCAUGCACGUCAUCAGUAAACUUGUUGUUUUUCUGUUUUUUUUUUUUCAGGUAUAAACUAGUUGAGCUGGCCUUCUAUUUGACAAUGGGCUUCUUCCCGGCAUCAGUAGUGACGUCAAUGGUAACAUCAAUACUCAUUCACUUUUUUAUGAGUGUGUUUGGUUUCCAUUUUCUCUCCCAUGAGUCUUCAGGCUGUUUCUGUGAGGUCAUGUUAGUUUGAUCGGAACAUUUUUUUAUGAGUUAAAUCAGUUCAGUUUUAUGAGUGUGUGUGUGUCCUGGUCAUGUUGAAUGAAUGAUAACAUUUUAACAAAACAGCAACACAAUACUCUCAAAGAUCAAUUCCCUCAAUCAGCCAAAUUUACAGUCUUUUAAAUCCCUUUAGAAAAUCUCUGCUUACAGCUCAUUGUAGAAAGAGAAAUCAGUAUUUUAGUGUGACAGAAAGAGUAGAUGUUAUUGAGCUGUUUUGCACUAAGUAGAAGGCUGGAUUACUCUAAUUUUGUGCACCAGACUGCAACAUUUCAAUCUGUGCUGAAAUUCUGCUGCCCUCUUGUGGUUAUUCUGGGUGUAGCAGCCUCGUAUCAUGAUAAAAAUUAAGCAGACCGCCUUUUAAUUUUUCAUGCUAAUUCUUGACAUUUGGCUGUAUAGGCUUUACACCAUUAAAAUUUUAAUAUAUUAGUUUAAUCUUUUAAGGACUUUUAAUUUAUUUUUCAUUAUUAAUUGUGUUGUUAUUAACAACAAUUAUUGACAGUAAAAUAACAUUUCUACAUUUCCCUCAUGCAAUUUCUGUUUUUGUCACCCUCCACAGAGCAACACUGAGGGUGUUCAAGAGCUGGCCUGCGGGGGGCUCAUCUACUGCCUUGGUGUUUUCUUUUUCAAGAGCGACGGCGUCAUCCCCUUCGCCCACGCCAUCUGGCAUGUGUUCGUGGCGCUGGCUGCAGCUGUGCAUUAUUAUGCCAUCUGGAAAUACCUCUACAAGGCCCCUAGCGCUGACACCCUCCUCCAGUCCUGACCGACACCUGCACAACAACCAACCGACACCCUCACCUGACCUGCCCGCUGACGCUGCAACGACAGCCGCAAAGUUUACGAAAAAAAAAUAAAGACCAGGAAAUGUUUACUGUUUUCUAAGCCGGAGGAGAGCUUAUUUGUCUACCAGGAGCUUCUUUAAAAGCUGUUUUGUAAAACUCGAGUCACAGCGAGGGAGGGAGUUUUGACUUUUUACAGAGAACCUGACACAGUCAGGAGUAUUUGAGAAAUUUGAUAGCAGUCUUUUGUAUCGCUCGAAAUCAAACACAUUCCACGUUUGGGUCGUUUGUGUCAAAAGUAUUUAUUUCUGAUGGUAAUUCACGCUCUGGGGGUCGAAGGAAGUGCUGUGACAGGACAAGGAAUAUGUAACUUUCAAAGAUUUUGCGUCGAUAAAACAAAACAAUAAAAUACUUUUCGCUCAGAACAACAAACAAAAAAAAACCAAAAACAAACCAAAGAUCCUACAAGCUUUAUCAGAGUGGAAAAAAGCUGAAGAUUGGCAAAAAAUCUGCUUAUAAUCAAUGAUUUGCUUAAAAGAGUGAAAGUGUCACAGUCUUACCAAAGAGCCUGACUCUCAGCCGGUCUUCUUAUCACUUUGACGCACCAAAAGAAAAAGUGCAGCAAAAGUUAUUUUCUUCCAUUCUAAUUUGUUGUUUCUUUAUGUUGUGAUUUUUAAAAAUAGUUCCGAUUUAAACCCGUCUCAACCAAAACACACACAGAUUUUAUUUUUCUUUUACUUUUUGACCAGAAAUCAUACACAGUCCUGUACAGAGGAACGUCCGGGCCAAGAAUAAGGAAAAAAGUGACUUCAACAUAGUGGUUGUAUAUUUUUGUUUUUUGAAAAUAUUGCAAAUUAUUAUUUUUUUUUUGUUGAUGUUCUUAAAAAAAAGGAAAAAAUAAUCUGAAUUACUGUUUAAAUGUUCAUAUCAGUGCUGGUCAUGAUAAAAGUAUAGGGCAGUUUUCCUUUGACAGGAAUGGGAGGUUUCAAAAAUGUAGUUUCUAUUAAACUUGAGCAUUUUUUGUUUAUACUUCUUUUUUAUUUACAUGUUGCUUUUCAAAGUAAAUGCAGAGACUAAUUUACUUCACCUUGUACUGAGGGAAAAAAUAUACGUGAUUAAAGACUUAAGUAAAUCUAAAAUUCAAUAAUACCAUUUCCAAGGUUCCCAGGUUUCAUUUGUUUUGCUUUACGAUGUAAUAAAAAUUUAAUAUUUAAAAUUAAAAGUAAUUCCACAGUUUGCAAGCAUGAUUUACCAUAAAAAAAUAAGCCCAGGAACUUUUAUGUUUUAUUCAUUAGUGCAAAAUUAAAUAAAUAAAUAAAGUUUCAAUGAUUAAAUGCUAAUAAAUGUGUUACAGAAACAAAUCAAACAUGCAUGUAAUGUAAACAUCACAGUCUUUGUUUCAAUGAUGGUGUUGGGUAUUAAGAAAAGCUGAUUUAUUGCUGGUGUUUAAUUUUCUGGUUAGGGUUGGGGUUGCUGGUGUUUAAAUUUCUGGCACUUAUUCAGUUUUUUCCUCCUUCUUGGCCUCGAUUCCCCUCGAAGUCCUCCGUUUCAGUUUCCUCUGUUAGUAUUGAGCCGCCCCCUGCAGGUGGUUAGCAGUAUAACGACUCGCAGCAUUUCAGGGCGUUUGGAGCUGACUUCUUAUCCUGAGCCAAACGAAGAAAGUCAGCUGAGGUGAUGGUGUACUGAACUUUUCCACUGUCUUACUACUGUGAACAGUAUGCAGUAUAGUGUGAGUGUAUGCACGACCUUUGACCUCUGCAGUCCUGUAUUUCAUUUCCAGUCACCACUAUGAUGAGCAGUCUUUUUGUAAACUGGCCGGAAUGCUUUCGUUUCUGUGACUUUCCUCUUUGUGGAGCUGAAUGAACAUGUCAUUUUCUUUGACCACUCUGUUUUGUAAUGGUUGUAAAUAUUCUGUCGAUUGUUGUGUUGAUGAUUUUCUGAUCCUGGCCUUUUGGAGGAGGAAACUGCUUCUUGUUUGUCCCAUUGGUUGUUAAUGGUGCUGCAUAUUUGCGAAUGCUCCUCCACGAUCAUACUGACUACGACCUUUCUAAUGUGACAAUAAAAAUGAUCAUGCCCCAAACAUGCCUCCUAAGAAGUUUGUU
Molecule: messenger RNA, 8681 nt
Organism: Xyrichtys novacula (pearly razorfish)
Lineage: Eukaryota; Metazoa; Chordata; Actinopteri; Labriformes; Labridae
Source: the annotation of a GenBank genome assembly